Trichoderma harzianum CBS 226.95 is the source of this 959-nucleotide messenger RNA. RefSeq lists its product as hypothetical. NCBI's taxonomy places the organism in Eukaryota, Fungi, Ascomycota, Sordariomycetes, Hypocreales, Hypocreaceae. Gene Ontology annotation, molecular function: oxidoreductase activity, acting on the CH-OH group of donors, NAD or NADP as acceptor. The transcript has 4 exons. Bases 116 to 877 code for a protein of 253 amino acids. The record is from RefSeq and is a predicted model, not a curated record.
AUUGAGAAUAAAAUUUCGCGCAUAAACAAAUACCCAGAUAAUUGAGGUGACCUGUUUCUUAUUGACUCAUUUACACUCUUUGUAAUUGUACUAGAGAAACAACUCCUGGCCAAUCAUGGAGCUGUUUUCUCUGGCUGGCAAGACUGCUCUAGUAACUGGAGGCACUCGCGGUAUUGGCCAAGCUAUCGCCAUAGGGCUUACUGAGGCAGGUGCAGAUAUUGUCCUUGUCCAGCGGAAUACAGAGGAGAGCGUUACAAAACAGAGCAUCGAAGCUCUGGGACGCAAGUGCCACAUUGUUGUAGCAGAUUUGAGCGACCGAAGCAGUGUACAUGGCCUCAUUGCUUCUGUGACUAAGACAUAUCGUAUUGAUAUCCUCAUCAACAACGCCGGUAUCAUGCGGCGAUAUCCCGCAACUGAGAUUUCACAGGAGGUGCUCGACGAAGUCAUGGAGGUCAACUUCAACGGCCCCUUUAUUCUGUGCCGCGACAUGGGCAGAUACUGGAUCGACAACAAGAUCGAUGGCAGGCUCAUCAACAUUGCCAGUCUAUCCACAUUCCAGGGCGGCGUGAGAAUGGCUGCAUAUUCGGCCAGCAAAGGUGCCGUUGGCCAACUUACAAAAUCUCUGUCUAACGAGUGGGCACAGCAUAAGAUUCGCGUCAACGCAAUUGCGCCAGGAUAUAUCGCCACGGACAUGAAUACAGACACACGCAGCAACCCGGAUCAGACAUAUUACCAGUCCAUCGUGACACGCAUCCCCAUGGGCCACUGGGGAAAACCGGAGGAUUUCAAAGGACCGGCCGUGUUCCUUGCUUCUGAUGCUAGCUCUUAUGUUUCUGGAGAAACGAUUGUAGUCGAUGGCGGGUGGAUGGCGCGAUGAACAUGGUAGCCUUUGGAAGCUCAGAGCAGCAAUUGCGAUUGUUAUAUAUAGAAUGGUGAUUGAAAUUCAUAGAAAACAAGCG